CUAUUCAAGGCCACCCUGGCCUCCCUAUCACGCGCUCGCACGCAGACAAACACUCACUCCCACCCUCGCCUCUAACACACACACACACACACUUAACUGUGAGCUCUUUCUGGAGAUCCGGAUUCAUUUAUUUCGAUUCAUUAAGAUUUUGUCGCGAUCCAACUUCGUUGCUGAAAUCUACGCCGUUUUAUUUGUUAAAUAAGACCUAUGUGACAAAACAAGAAAGCUAAUGUGGAAUCACGAAGAUUUAUCAUCAUCAGUGUGCAGAGAAUAAAACAACACUGAGAUUUAUUCAAAAUGCCUCCAUCAAGUAAGGCUGAUAAGAAAGCAGCAAUAGAUGCUGCAGCAUGGAUGUUCAACAUCGUGACUUCUGUUGGGAUCAUCAUUGUAAACAAAGCAUUAAUGGCCACAUAUGGUUUCACUUUUGCAACAACAUUGACAGGAUUGCAUUUUGUAACUACCACCUUGAUGACCCUUGUUCUUAGGUGGCUGGGCUACAUCCAACCCUCACAUCUUCCCACUUCAGAACUUUUAAAGUUUGUCCUGUUUGCUAACUUCUCCAUUGUUGGAAUGAACGUCAGUCUAAUGUGGAACUCAGUAGGAUUCUACCAGAUAGCAAAGCUGAGUAUGAUCCCAGUAUCAUGUUUAUUUGAAGUUACAUUCGACAAGAUUCGAUAUUCACGAGACACAAAGCUGAGUAUUUUGGUUGUUCUUCUUGGUGUUGCUGUCUGCACUGUUACAGACGUGAGCGUUAAUGCUAAAGGUUUUGUUGCUGCUUUCAUUGCAGUAUGGACUACAUCUCUCCAACAAUACUAUGUUCAUUAUCUUCAAAGGAAAUACUCUUUAAGCUCUUUCAAUCUGUUGGGACAUACAGCACCUAUCCAGGCUGGAUCCCUUCUACUUGUGGGCCCGUUUCUUGAUUACUGGUUAACAGAAAAGAGAGUCGACAUGUUCAAAUAUGAUCUUUCCUCUAUGGUUUUCUUGGUGUUAUCUUGUACGAUUGCAGUAGGGACGAAUUUGAGUCAAUUUAUCUGCAUAGGGAGAUUUACAGCAGUGUCGUUUCAGGUGCUAGGGCAUAUGAAAACGAUACUUGUGUUGAUUUUAGGUUUUAUAUUUUUUGGGAGAGAAGGGUUGAAUGUUCAUGUGGUGGUGGGGAUGAUUAUAGCGAUAUUGGGGAUGAUUUGGUAUGGGAAUGCAUCGUCAAAACCUGGUGGGAAAGAGCGUCAUGCACAUUUGCUUCCUAAAACGAAUCAGCAUCAGAAAUAUGGGUCAACGGGAAUAUUGGAGACUGAAGAAACAAGUGAUAAGGUCUGAUUAUUGGAUAGAAUUAGAAUGAUAAUUUUUAGUUAAUACCCGGAAUUUGUUUUGAUUAACUUAUUACUCAUUAUUAUCAUAUUCUUGGAAAUCGUUUGUUGUUUUCGUAUAUGUUUGUUUAUAUGGAGAUCUUUGUGAUA
This is a messenger RNA of Lactuca sativa (garden lettuce), 1454 nucleotides long. Its product is annotated as UDP-rhamnose/UDP-galactose transporter 6. The record is from RefSeq and is a predicted model, not a curated record. NCBI's taxonomy places the organism in Eukaryota, Viridiplantae, Streptophyta, Magnoliopsida, Asterales, Asteraceae.